This is a messenger RNA of Tremella mesenterica DSM 1558, 579 nucleotides long. RefSeq lists its product as uncharacterized. Bases 1 to 579 code for a protein of 192 amino acids. The record is from RefSeq and is a predicted model, not a curated record. NCBI's taxonomy places the organism in Eukaryota, Fungi, Basidiomycota, Tremellomycetes, Tremellales, Tremellaceae. The transcript has a single exon.
AUGUCAGGGCUUCCGUCUAACGAGGCCCGUCAUGACCGCAAUAGCACCAAUUCACAUGGAAGAAAACAGAGCACUUUAGAACUGGGUGUACGCCGAGCCUCGGAUUUCUUGUGGAAUCCGCAGACAAUCGCCUCGAAUGCCUUGCCUUGUCCUAACCAGGAUGAUAACAACAAGUUGGUCAUGAGCUUUGAAGAAGCCCAAGGGAGUCUUCCACCAGGAGUCACUCUCAGUGAGAGCGAUCCGGGAAACCGAUAUGAGCCGACAACUGGCACUGUGUGGGUGGGUGGAGUAGAGAUGACUCUGGCGCAAUUCAUCAGCCAUGUUCAUGCCCAGCGUCACCCUUCAUUACCUCCAACUGGGUCGCCGAAGGGCAUGCUUGAACAAGCCAUCAGUUCAUCUCCAGAGGCGGGAUUUCAGACUUGGGACAACCGAGGCGUGGACUCCUUGAAGGCCGAUAUCCUUUGGACGCACCUGAAUCUUCCAAGGGAGAGGUCCCAAGGGAUUCUGGGAGCAAGUACAUCGAGUCGUUCUGCUCUCAAUUCAGAUAGUGCAGCAACAGGCAGUCAAAGUCAAGCUUGA